This is a messenger RNA of Daktulosphaira vitifoliae (grape phylloxera), 2939 nucleotides long. RefSeq names its product interaptin (gene corn). The coding region runs from base 204 to 2501 and encodes 765 amino acids. The transcript is spliced from 10 exons. Lineage: Eukaryota; Metazoa; Arthropoda; Insecta; Hemiptera; Phylloxeridae. The record is from RefSeq and is a predicted model, not a curated record.
AUGCCACCACUGCAGUCUGUGCGGAACUAUCGUGCGGUUCGUGUAUGUGCACUGUGUAAAAAGUCCGACUGUAACCGCCGCCGCUGCUGCUGUUAGUGAUUAAUGGUGUCGUUUUCAUGCAAAAGAAGUAUUUACUAUUCAAAAAGGAUUAUCAGGAUAAUCAAAGGCAUAAGGAGUUUGCCGUUGGCUGAUAGUUCCCAAUUAUGGAGGGAGCAGAAGAGGAAGGAAAUAAAAAAAAACUGCAUUUAAACGUAGAAGAAGCGACCUGCGGCGGUAGUGACAGUGGAGUAGAUGUAACGCCUGCCGCCUCAUGUGAUUCCAGUUUAGCUUCUGGCUGCUAUGAUCCAUGUAAAAGUCCUGUGGGCCCAUUUAGCCCUACAAGUGCUGGACCAUCUUCACUACCGUGUUAUACUGCUGGCAGUUUUUCCAGUAGGCCUUCAACUCCAACAUGGCGACGAUCAGAUCGUACUAAAAUGUCUAACAGCAUGUCUUCAUCGUUUCAUUUUGAAUCCAAUGGUAAUAGAACUACUCCUCCUAAAACUGCAGACACCUCAUCUUCUAGAAAACCAGAUUUGAAUGCAGUUGCCAAACAAUCAAAAAUCUCAACUGUUAAAAAACUUGUGAGCACUUAUGACAUGGUCAAAUCAUUAGAUCGGUAUGCAACAUUACCACGAAGGAAGAGAAAAUCUAAAGAAAACAUAGCUACUGUUGUUCCUCCUGUUGCAACACCACCUAAAGAGCCUAGUCUUAAUAGGGCUGCAAGCCUCAGGAGAAAACACAUUGAACAAGGUGCUGCUGCAGCUGCCGCUUCUUCUCAUUAUAACUCGACACCAUCACCACACAAGUCAACAUUGCCUAAGGUUACAAGGAUACCUCCAACAACACCUGUUAAGACCAAAAUUUAUCAUGAAGUAUAUUCCCAAACUUGUUUAACGGGUAAUGACAUCACUAGUAUUUUAGCUGGUAAUGUACUGACACCAAUUGAAAACAGGGUUGAAACCAAUGAUGCUCAAGUACAUGUGGAUUUGGUUUCUAAAAAAAUUGAUGCACUUGAGACUGACCUUAAGGAAAAGACUGAAAAAUUAGACUGUAAAAUGAAAGAAUUAAAUGAGCAACAAGAGUGCAUUAAAGAGUUGCAACAACAAUUAAAUCAAGACAAUGUAGAAUCAUGCAAGCAAAUAGAUGCAUAUAGCUUAAGACUGUGUAACAUUUUCCAAAUAAAUGAUUGUUUGGAUCCAACACCAUCAAAUAUAUUACAAAUAUUAGAAAGACAGGCGACAUCUACUACAUGUAUUAUUAAUGAUCAACAGAAAGAGAUUAGUAAUCUUAAAUGUCUUUGUAAUUCUCUACAUAGGGAUCUUGAAAAAAGCUAUGCUGCUCAAAAAUCUCUUUUACAAGCAAAUCAGGCUGCAGAAAUGGAAUCAUCUGAAAUACAAGAAUUUUUGCAAACUGAAAAAUCGAUGCUAUUGGAUACUAUUAAGGACUUAGAAAAAGAAAUUAAAGAAACCAAAGAACAAUUUUCUAUAAAAGAAAAAGAAGCAUCUAAACAUAAAGAUCAAUGUAUACAUUUAGUGAGAAUAUCUGAGCAACGUAGACAAGAAAAUUUAACAUUACAAGCCAAGCUACGAGCAAUGGAAAAUAAAACUCGAGAACUUUUACAGCAGCAAGAUUCUACUGUGUCUGGUGCUAUUGUUGGAUUAUCUAAAUUAGGAAAUCGUCUUGAUUUAUUAUUAGACAAGCUUAUCAAAUCAUAUUCCAUAUCAGAUAGUGAUAUUGAGGAUGAAGUUUAUUUUAAUGAAGCAUAUACAAAUGGUGAUAGUAAUAGUGAUUCAGAACAACACCUUACAUCUAGUAAAACUGAUUCUAAAAGUCUACUAUCAGCUAUUGUCUCAGCAAUAAAAUCUGCUCCUUCUAGUUGGCAAAAAGGAAAACCUAAUAAACAUUUUUCAAGUAGUUCCAACAUCAAUGAAACUAAUAUUUACCCAGCAAAACGUUCAGUGUCUUUAAAAGAAUUCCAAAAUGGUGAUUGUCAAAUUAUCAAUGAAAAUAAUUUAUCUGCCGAUUUAUUAUCAAACAAUGAUUCCUUAGAUGAUUGUAGUGAUUUACAAUCAGUAGGAAGUGAAUCUCUCAAUAAUUUAUCGGAGGCUAUAUUUGCUAGACAGAAAUUGGAGUCUAGUGUGAAUUUUGGUGUUGAUGGUUUAGAAUUUCUUGAAGAUUUCAAACUGCCAGAUGCUGAUCUUCUAGAUCAAGUGAUUGAACUCGAUAACACAGUGACUAGACUUUUAAAAGUUCUGACAAUAGCACAAGGAAACAAUAAAGAACAAAUUUCAGAAAAAUCAGAAAUAAUUUAUAAUAAUGGUAUUAAUAGGAAAAAUAGACGAUAUUCCUCUCAACCUUCCCUGUUAAAUGAAAAUGAUGAAACUAACUGCAAGUACACACCAUUAGUAUCUGUACAAGAACUUAAUACUAAUCCACAUAAAACUUUAAAUGGUAUUAUAUAAUACCAUGUGUAUUGUUAAAUUAUUAAUGCACCAUUAUUGUGCAAUUAUUUUCAUUUAUAUAGAAUAUUACAUUAAUAUUGUUUAUGACUUAUUAUAAAAAAUAAUUUAAUUCUUUUAAAUUUAAAGUAUUGUUACCAAUCAUUAAAAUGACCAAUAUUCAGUCAUGUAAAUAAUUACUUUUUUAGUCUCUUCAAUACAACUUAUUUUUUUAAUUUGAUUAUUCGGAACUAAAAUAUUUAAGACUUCAUAUCCUCAAACAUUCAUUCGAUACAAAAUUACAUUUGUUGUUUUUUAUAAUAGUUAUCAAAAUAAUAGUAAGCUUCCAUAGUUUUUAAAUGUGUCUUUUUAAAGAAUUUAACACUUUAAUCUAUAGUGUGAUUUAUACAUACAGUGAAAUAUUUGAUAUUUAUCAACAUACCUUUAUUUUAAUAAACACUU